Messenger RNA from Mizuhopecten yessoensis (Yesso scallop), 4937 nucleotides. Its product is annotated as eukaryotic translation initiation factor 4H-like. Gene Ontology annotation, molecular function: RNA binding. The transcript is spliced from 8 exons. The record is from RefSeq and is a predicted model, not a curated record. The coding region runs from base 35 to 889 and encodes 284 amino acids. NCBI's taxonomy places the organism in Eukaryota, Metazoa, Mollusca, Bivalvia, Pectinida, Pectinidae.
AUCAGUACUUCCGUCUUAUUUUCCGACAUGCAACAUGGCUGAUUCCUUUGGAGGCGAUUAUUCAAACUAUGGUGGAAAACGAGGAUAUGAUAAUGACUAUAAUCAAAGGAGUUAUGGUGGUGGCCGAUCUGGAGGCAACAGUUAUGGUGGAGGACGUGAUCGUGGACGCAAGCCUCUGCCUACAGAGCCCCCGUACACAUGCUAUGUAGGAAAUCUCCCAUUUGGCAUUGUACAGGGUGAUCUUGAAAUUAUUUUUCAGGACCUAAAGGUCAAAAGUGUGCGUCUCGUCCGAGACAAAGAAACAGACACAUUUAAAGGAUUUGCCUAUGUGGAGUUUGAGGAUAUUGAGUCGCUGAAGGAAGCAUUAACAUACGAUUCUGCUCUAUUUGAGGAUAAAAAUUUACGAGUAGAUGUGGCUGAGUCCCGACAGAAUGACAGACGUGGAGGGUUCCGUGGUGGCCGAGGGGGAGGCCGCGGAGGAGGCGGACAGGAUGGUGGCUUCCGCGGUCAUGGUGAUAGAGGAGGGGAUAGAGGAGGUGGCCGUGGUGGUUACCGCGGAGGUGGUGGUGGUUACCAAGGUGAUGGAGGAGACCGGUAUAACGACCGUCCAAGGGGAGACCGAGGGGGAUACAAUCGCUCUGACGAUGGCCCACCUAGAAGGAGACAGAACAGUGGAGGGCAGGCUGAUCCUGAGUUGAGGGAAGCUUCCCCAGAAUCGGCAGCAGCCAGGCCCAGACUAAAACUGGCCCCACGAACUGUUAAGGCGCCAAUAGCAGGUGCAGCAGUUGUGUCACGCAACUCAAGCAUUUUCGGCACAGGCAAGGCCAGAGAAGAAAGUGCUCCUGAUGAAAAUCGAUCGCGAACCACUAGUGAAAACAGCAACAUGUAGAAAGGAAGGCUAACACAUGUACAUAGAGCUAAUAAAUGUAUGUAAAGUUGCUGUCAUAAAAGGGAAAGUUUCCUUGUCUCAUGUAAGUGCUAACCAUAGACAAGGCCACUCUGUUUUUUAUUGGUCGUCUGUGGGUCAUGUGACUGACUCUUGUUUUGAAAUUGACAUCAUCACACAUUUAUGUGUAAAGACAUUAUUGAUUGAAAUGCUGUAGAAACCUCUGUACAUAUGAAUGCCAUUUGCAAAUGUUUAUGUCCAUGGCAUUUUAAACUGUUCUGUUAUCUGAACAUGAAAUAGGUAUACCACUGACAACAGUUCCUUCGAUUGAGUAUUACAAAUCAGAUGCCAAAAUUUGAUUCUUAAUUUGAUUAAUUUGCAACAAAUUAAAAAUGUUAAAAAAUCAUGGUUUUAUUUUUUGAAAUUAGUUUUAAAAACUAAGCAGGUAUAUCAUGUCAAUAUGAAAUGUUAAGUGUUAUGCUUCUUUUUAAAAAGAAUUUACAAAUAUUUAUUUUUUGUGAACCUAAGACUAAUUUUGAUGCAGUGCUGUAAACAUGAAGAGGUUAAACACCAAUGUUUUACGACAGCUGAGUUUAUGUACAAUUGUUUACAGACCUACCAUUUUAUGCUUGUUUGUAGUUCACCUAUCAUACCUCAUCUUGGAUUAGGUUCUCCCACCUCAAUAUACCGGUUUGUGUACCAUUGGUAUGGAGUGACUACAUGUUUGUACCCGAGUCAGGUCUUACUUCAAAUCUUACAUUUGUUUGGGCAUACAGAAUAUUUUGCAUUAGUAUUUCUGUCUUAUUGGCACUGAAGUGUAAUUUAGAUAUUUCAUUUGCCACAAACAAAGAAAUUAAGUUAUUAAUUGUAAAAUCUCAUUUGUACAAGUAGCUUAGCCCUUUCACCCCUUGGUAACUUGAGUAGACUCUUCCAUACAUUCAUCUGGAUGAGUCUAUAAUGGGCUACAGUGGUGAAAAGGUUAGACAACUAGAGUAGCAUGCUUUGCCACAAUACAUGUUUAUGUAUCAGUGCUUCUGAAGAAUUAUACCUUCAGAAUUUGUAUAAUAUAAGCCUUUCACCCCUAUAUAACUUAAGCAGACUCCACCAUGCAUUGAUAUUGAUGAGUCCCUUAUGGUCUACAGUGGUGAAAGGGUUAAAGCAGAUCUAGAAGGGUGUGUGACUCACCAUGUUAGUUUUAGUCACUUUCUCCAGGAUUGUUUGAACACCUUCAUGAUUUAGAAUCAGUCUGGCAGAUGUGGACAUGGUGAUUUUAUGUCCAUUUUUCAGAAAGUGAUCGAAAGUUCUCAAGACAUGAAGCAGGCAUUAAUCAUGUGUUUGAUUGCUAUUUGUUGCUUGUAAUUGAUGUGUGCUUGUUUGUGUGGUAUAAGUCUUAUUAUUUCUCAGCAGAGACUGCCAGCCAUUGACCCAUUCCUUGUAGUCACUAGCAAUUUUGUAUCCCGAGUCUCAACUCCAACACAAGUGGGGCACCUGUAGUGACUGCAUUUACUAUAUGCUGUAGGUAAUUUGAAUGAAAAGUUGCCUUUGUGCAAUCUGAAGGUAUUCGAGGAAUGUUUCUGGUGAAGGAAGAAAAUCGAUCAGAUUCAGACACUGUAAGUUUGAAGUGCUAGUGUUCACAGCAAUCACUCUAUUUAAAAUAAUAUCAAACUUUUGUUGAAUAGUUCAAACUAUUUAAUUUGUAAAACUGUGUGACCUUAUAAUACACAUCCAUAAGGUCUUGUAUACUUGAUAUAUGUCUUGUUAUUCUUUCAUUACUGUAAAAAAAAACUAUUGGAAAUUGUAUUAAAAUUUAGCAAAAUGUUGAUUUUGUUUGUUACAGUAAAAUAAAAAUUAAGCUAAUUUUUCAGAUAAACAUAUCCAGAUUGUAUACUUUGUGAGCCUACUAGUAGACCAGGUUAUUGGAACGAGAAAUGGUGGGUUUUAUAUUUUUCCCCUGGAGUAAAACUGCAUAAUGAUCUGAAAAUGUUUUAAGAUCUUACAAAUGAACACUGCAAUGAAAAAAGUGUUUCAUUGUGUUGAACUUUCUGUUGACGGAUUUGAAUAUGUUUCUAGAAAUGGUUAGCACAAUACUGUUUUAUGCUUGACACACGAUUUACUAUAUCUGAUUGUUGACAAAGUGAUGUGGUAUUUGAUAAACUGUGAAAUCUGAAAUUUUCCUGGGGCCCAAAUUUCGUGGCCUGAUAGAACACCCUUCAUUUAUUGGGUACAUGAAUUUGUUGAUUAAGAGUAUCCACUCAAACGCAGAAUUGCUUUUUAUCAAUCUUGUAAUUACUUCGUGGUUGAAGAUUAUCUAUGAAAUCAAUGAAUUUAAAAACCCCAUGGAAAUUGGUGAUUCCACAGUAUUCAUAUAUAGAAAUGAUACCUAAUGGUGAAGAAUUGGAGGUCAGAAUGAAGGAAGUCGAGGUUUUGACCUUGAAUCUUACACCUGAGAUUCCACAUCGGUAUGUGCCUUGCAUAAGUAAAGAUAGGAGAGAAGUAUAACUUCACUUUUUUCAUUUAUUACAUUGUGGAAGUACUAUUGUAAAGUAACAAAAAAUCUUCAAAGUUUUUAGAGAGAUUUGGAUUGCUAGACUUUCUAGACCAGACCCACUUACUUCAUCAUCAGCUUGAUCUAGCCCAACUUGAUUCAGCUGAAUGACCCUCCUAAGAAAUUCCUUGGUAGCUUAGUAAAUAAUCUUUUUAUCUAAUUCAUUGUAAAUGAUUUUGAUGAAUACAGAAGUUGGAGAAAAUACAGCUGCUGUAAUACAGGUGCUCAUUUUGGUGGUGUCAAAAUUUUGCUAAAAGAAGUUCAAAUAACAAUAAAUUCACCUCGGCUUAAAUUGAAACCAUCGAAAAUAAUUUACAAUAAAUGAUUCCCUCAUUAUAGAACACUUUGACGAAACUGUUUUCUACCAUGGGGAAAUUAGAUGCAAGACUCCUUAAUUGUGAUACAGAAUCAAAAUAUUUGUCUGUUUUGACUGCUGAAUAUAAUAAUUAAAUCUGCAAUGCUGUUUUGUUGUGGUGUUGUCAUCAAAAGGAUUAAUAAAUCAAAAUGUAACGAAAAAAUAAUUUUGACAAAUGAUGCACUCGUUGCCAGGCCUACCCCUGUGAAGGGUGGAACUUUAAGUAGUUAAUGAUAUGUAGCGACAUAGGACUGCCUCAGUGUCGAAACCUUUGGUCUGAUAAUAACAAUUUUAUGUAUGUGGUGUCUGUGUGGUGUCUUGAUUCAUGAUAUAUAUCUGGUUUGAUUUAUUAUUCCUUAAACUCAUUUUUCUUCUUGUAAAAUUAUAUUUUCAUCACGUACUGGAAACCUUUCUCUUCAAUUAUUUUUAGCUUACACAAUGUAGACCUAAAAACAAGAUCAACAUCAAUUUGUGACUUUAUUAUGAAUUUUCAGAAAGGAAUUAUUUGUUAAAAAGUUGGUCCUAGUAUUUUCUGUAUUUAUCCCAUGAUUUUGCUAUGAUACAGAUUGUGGCUGUAAACUGUUCACAUUGGUGGGAAACCAUGCUUGGUUGUGUAUUGUGUACAUGAUUUAACCGAGUGUGACGUUUCCAGCUUAUUUAAUUGAAAUGGGCAAUCUCAUUGAGCAGCUGGAAGAAGCCUUCCUUCAGUAGAUUGUAUAGCACAAGUAAGUGUAUUACUACAGGCCAGUCUCAAUGUAUUGAUGUGUUCAAAUGUACAAUGAAGAACACUUUCACUCUAGCUGAAAAUGCUUUUAAAUGUAAUAUUUUUUGAAUGUUUUUCAGCAAAUUUGAUGCAUUGGACGAUAUUUGUAUUCCUGACAACUGACUUGAUGUUCAUGGUAUAAGGUUAUUUGACAAGUCGUGGGCUUUGGAUGGAAAAGCUGUACAAUUGAGAGGAAAAUAAAUAUGUAAAUGUAAUAUAUCUGUGUCUGUUGUGUCUCAUGGCCAUUUGUGUCUCCAGUCUGAAUGUACAUGCUUACAUGUCAAACUUUAAGUUGUCUCCCUUUAAUUGCAUUUUGGACACUUGCAGUGAACAAGAUUGAGGAAAAGAACCAGAGGGCUUGCUAUAAACUAUAAACUCUUUUGCAGUU